UACUGCUCAUGACUCAUCGUUGAAAAAAAAAACCUAUGCACCCUUCUCUAGCAAUCAGACAUCCAUAAAUCGCAGCUGCGACUCUAAUGUGCAUCUCUGAACUCCUCCUAACACCAUUGUGGAUUGCGCAUUAUAUGUGCUUCCUCCCAUUUCGGUUAAUCCUUUGGUCAUUGCGGAUUGCGCGUUAUAUGUGCUUCCUCCCAUUGCGGUUAAUCCUUUGGCCAUUCAAGCUCUUGACCAGUUUCAUCAUGUACAUCGUCGGUUUUAGAAGACAGGGUGUAGCAAAAGGUUCAUAUGCAUCCCAAUACCAAUCCCGUCGUUAUGGUGGCUAUGAUGGAGAUGAACCAGAGUCAACGUUUGCGGCUCCCGUGUCUUUCAUGGCGGGUAUUGGAGUUUUGUUUGUCUUGGGCCGGGCGUGGGAUGAUG
Molecule: messenger RNA, 426 nt
Organism: Suillus plorans
Lineage: Eukaryota; Fungi; Basidiomycota; Agaricomycetes; Boletales; Suillaceae
Exons: 3
Source: RefSeq, a predicted model, not a curated record